Messenger RNA from Pteropus alecto (black flying fox), 2812 nucleotides. It is a transcript of the gene WLS, whose product is annotated as wntless Wnt ligand secretion mediator. Lineage: Eukaryota; Metazoa; Chordata; Mammalia; Chiroptera; Pteropodidae. Gene Ontology annotation, biological process: Wnt signaling pathway; Wnt protein secretion; intracellular protein transport. Gene Ontology annotation, cellular component: organelle membrane; endomembrane system. The coding region runs from base 257 to 1840 and encodes 527 amino acids. The transcript is spliced from 13 exons. The record is from RefSeq and is a predicted model, not a curated record. Gene Ontology annotation, molecular function: Wnt-protein binding.
CUCCUUUAAGCGUCCACAGCCGGCGGAGCGGCCACAAUCACAGCUCCGGGCAUUGGGGGAACCCGAGCGGGCUGCGCCGGGGGAAUCCGUGCGGGCGCCUUCGGUCCUGGUCCCAUCCUUGCCCGGCUCCCGCACCCCUGAAGUUUUGCAGCGCCCAGAAAAGAGGCGGGGGAGGAGGGAGCGUGAGAGGAGAAGGGAGCAAAAGCACACCCAUAAACAUUUAUUUCCAAGAGAAAAGAAAAAGGGGGGCGCAAAAAUGGCUGGGGCAAUUAUAGAAAACAUGAGCACCAAGAAGCUAUGCAUUGUUGGUGGGAUUCUGCUCGUGUUCCAAAUCAUCGCCUUUCUGGUGGGAGGCUUGAUUGCUCCAGGGCCCACGGCGGCAGUGUCCUACCUGUCAGUGAAAUGCGUGGAUAUCCGUAAAAACCAUCACAAAACAAAAUGGUUAAUGCCUUGGGGAGCUAACCAGUGUGACAAGAUCCGGGACAUCGAGGAAGCAAUUCCGAGGGAAAUAGAAGCCAAUGACAUUGUGUUUUCUGUCCACAUUCCUCUCCCCAACAUGGAGAUGAGUCCUUGGUUCCAAUUCAUGCUGUUUAUUCUGCAGCUGGACAUUGCAUUCAAGCUGAACAACCAAAUCAGAGAAAACGCAGAGGUUUCCAUGGAUGUUUCCCUGGCUUACCGUGAUGAUACGUUUGCCGAGUGGACUGAAAUGGCCCAUGAGAGAGUGCCCCGGAAACUCAAAUGUACCUUUACAUCCCCCAAGACUUCAGAGCAUGAGGGCCGUUACUAUGAAUGUGAUGUUCUUCCUUUCAUGGAAAUUGGAUCUGUGGCUCAUAAGUACUAUCUUCUAAAUAUCCGGCUGCCUGUGAAUGAGAAGAAGAAAAUCAAUGUUGGGAUCGGGGAGAUAAAAGAUAUUCGGUUGGUGGGAAUCCACCAAAAUGGAGGCUUUACCAAGGUGUGGUUUGCCAUGAAGACCUUCCUUACACCCAGCAUCUUCAUCAUUAUGGUGUGGUAUUGGAGAAGGAUCACCAUGAUGUCCCGACCGCCAGUGCUUCUGGAAAAAGUCAUCUUUGCCCUUGGAAUUUCCAUGACUUUUAUCAAUAUCCCAGUGGAAUGGUUUUCCAUUGGGUUCGACUGGACCUGGAUGCUGUUGUUUGGUGAUAUUCGACAGGGUAUCUUCUAUGCAAUGCUUCUCUCCUUCUGGAUUAUUUUCUGUGGCGAGCACAUGAUGGAUCAGCAUGAGCGGAAUCACAUAGCAGGGUAUUGGAAGCAAGUUGGACCAAUUGCUGUUGGCUCUUUCUGCCUCUUCAUAUUUGACAUGUGUGAGAGAGGGGUACAACUCACGAAUCCCUUCUACAGUAUCUGGACUACAGAUGUUGGAACAGAGCUGGCUAUGGCCUUCAUCAUUGUGGCUGGGAUCUGCCUCUGUCUCUACUUCCUGUUUCUGUGCUUCAUGGUAUUUCAGGUGUUUCGAAACAUCAACGGAAAGCAGUCUAGCCUGCCAGCCAUGAGCAAAGUCCGGCGGCUGCACUAUGAGGGGCUAAUUUUCAGGUUCAAGUUCCUCAUGCUUAUCACCUUGGCCUGUGCUGCCAUGACUGUCAUCUUCUUCAUUGUUAGUCAGGUGACUGAAGGCCAUUGGAAGUGGGGUGGUGUCACAGUCCAAGUGAACAGCGCCUUUUUCACAGGCAUCUAUGGGAUGUGGAACCUGUAUGUCUUUGCUUUGAUGUUCUUGUAUGCUCCAUCCCAUAAGAACUAUGGGGAUGACCAGUCCAAUGGUCGAAAAGUGACCCUUAGAAGUGAACCACUGAGCAGCUCAGUACCUAGCUCUGUGCUAGGCUGGUGAUCUGGGUGUCCACAGUGGGGAAGAACUCCAGCUCACCACCACUAUCACUCAUGUGGAUGGACCCACCGAGAUCUACAAGUUGACCCGCAAGGAGGCCCAGGAGUAGGUGGCUGCAGCACCUGGCUGGGACUGUCCCCCCACAUCCCAGCCCCUCUAACUAGAGUGGGGAGCAUGCCAGAGAGAGAGAGCUACGGUGUAAAUGAGUGCUCCUGUCCCUUAGCUGUGGUUCCUUGGACCAGCGGCAUGGACUUUGUCAGUGUGCCUUCUGACCACAGCUCUUGGAGGAAGAUUCCUGCAGCCACCAAUACAUUGUGUAUAAUAGCAAAACCUCUGGUGUGACACAUCUUCUGUGAUCAUUGUUAAUUAGUGACAUAGUAACAUCUGUAGCAGGUGGUUAGUAAACCUCAUGUGUUGGGGGUAUACUCCUUGGGGGAUCAUUUGGGCCAGAUGGGGUCUAUAUGGAGUGGAAUAUUUAACUCUUUUUCCUGUUUUAGAUUCUAGGAUAGAUGUUAACAUCCUUUGCAGUUCAAGAUAGGCUGGUGUCAUAGUCUUUUCAUUCCUAGUUCAUGACCACUUUUUUCCCCCUAUUUAUAUCACCAAGUAGCCUAUUGAGUUAAUAUUUAAGUUUCAAUAGAUAUGCGUCCCUAUUUUUUAUGGCAUAAUAUAAAAUAACUGAAUUUCAUGAGAGGGUCUAUUACACCAGGGGCAUUUCAGCUUUGAAACCAAAUCUGUAUAUCCAAUACUAACCAGUCCGUUGGAUGUGGGUUUUAAAAAUGUUUGCUAAACUACCCAAGUAGGAUUUAUUGUAUUAAAUGGCCUUUGGGUCUGAAAAACUUUUUUAACCUCUUGCUUAAAUUGUUUUUUCUUUUUAUAAGAUGCUUCAAACGGCCUCUGAAAGUGUAGAUUCGCUCAUUUAAAUAAACUUGUAUGUAUAUGCAUAUAUGUAUAUGCAAACAUCAUCCUCCUGCUCAA